UGCUUCCUGUGCUGUGUUUGGCUGUGUGUGGAAAGAUGUAAAGAUGGCGGAGCUACAGAUGCUGUUGGAAGAGGAGAUCCCGGCUGGACGGAGAGCUUUGCUCGACAGUUACACCAAUCUUGAAAGAGUCGCAGAUUAUUGUGAGAACAGCUACAUACAGUCUGUAGAUAAACACAGAGCCCUAGAAGAAACCAAAAAUUACACAACCCAGUCUUUGGCGAGUGUUGCCUACCUGAUCAACACCUUAGCCAACAAUGUCCUCCAGAUGCUGGAUAUCCAGGCGUCCCAGCUGCGCCGCAUGGAGUCCUCCAUCAACCACAUCUCUCAGACGGUAGACAUCCACAAAGAGAAAGUGGCCAGGAGGGAGAUUGGCAUCCUGACGACCAACAAGAACACCUCGAGAACUCACAAAAUCAUUGCACCCGCCAACCCGGAGAGACCUGUGCGCUACAUCCGGAAGCCCAUCGAUUACACAAUGCUUGAUGAUAUUGGCCAUGGAGUGAAGUGGUUGCUUAGAUUUAAGGUCAGCACACAGAACAUGAAGAUGGGUGGUCUCCCGAGAACCACCCCACCCACCCAAAAACCUCCAAGCCCACCAGUGUCAGGGAAAGGAACGAUUGGGCGACACUCUCCUUAUCGAACCCUAGAGCCUGUUCGCCCUCCCGUGGUUCCCAACGACUACGUGCCGAGUCCGACACGCAACAUGGUGCCCACUCAGCAACAGAGCCCGGUCCGAACUGCUUCUGUAAACCAGAGGAACCGCACAUACAGCAGCAGUGGGAGCAGUGGAGGCAGCCACCCGAGCAGCCGGAGCAGCAGUCGAGAGAACAGCGGCAGUGGCAGUGUAGGCAUCCCCAUCCCCAUCGCUGUGCCCACCCCCUCCCCACCCAGCGUCUAUCCAGCCCCUGCUGGCUCAGCUGGUACAGCACCUGCCCCUACUGCCCCAUCUGCGCCCCCCAACCCUCUCCCUCCUGCCCCUGCCCCCUCUCCCACCCCUCCCUCGGAGGUGACUGCAGGAGCUCAGCAGUCUACUGCUGACUGCUUCACCUCUCCAACUCCCCCUGCUGCUGCUGCUGCUGUAACUACUGCUCCUGCUGUGACAGGUCAAACUCCCCAGUUCUACAGUAUGAAUAGACCAGUGUCCCGACAUGUAGCGCCAACAGCGGGGGGCUCUCUACCCUACAGGCGCCCUCCUUCAGUCCUGUCCCAGACCAGCCUGCAGAACCACAUCAAUGGAGGCCCCUAUUGCAACCAGAGUCAAGCCUCCCUUGCUCCCCCACCCCCCUCUAUCCUACAGAUCACUCCACAGCUCCCGCUGAUGGGCUUCGUGGCGCGGGUCCAAGAGAACAUUUCAGACGCUCCCCCGCCCCCUCCCCCUGCGGACGAGCCUGUGUUGACGAGUCCCGCCCCCGACGAGUCCCCUCCCCCGCCCCCUCCCCCAGAGGACUAUGAAGAGGAGGAGUCUGCAGUGGUGGAGUACAGUGACCCCUAUGCCGAGGAGGAUCCUCCUUGGGCUCCCAGGACCUACCAAGAAAAAGUUGUGGCGAUCUACGACUACUCGAGGGACAAGGAGGAUGAGCUGUCUUUCCAGGAGGGCUCCAUCAUCUACGUGAUCAAGAAGAACGACGACGGCUGGUACGAAGGGGUCAUGAAUGGCACAACGGGCCUCUUCCCUGGGAACUAUGUGGAGUCCAUCAUGCAUUACGCCGAAUGAGCCCGGCAGUGUUACUUUGGACAAGGGAGGAACGGGGGGGGGGAGGCAGUCCUUCAAGAUCCAAAAGGCUUGAGGAGAUCCAAAGUAAAUCACGCACACUCUGAAAAAACAAGCAAAAUAGAAAAUUACAGAAUAAAAUGAAGGGUACUAUUGUAAUAAA
This is a messenger RNA of Polyodon spathula (Mississippi paddlefish), 1874 nucleotides long. RefSeq names its product abl interactor 2-like. The record is from RefSeq and is a predicted model, not a curated record. Gene Ontology annotation, molecular function: SH3 domain binding. NCBI's taxonomy places the organism in Eukaryota, Metazoa, Chordata, Actinopteri, Acipenseriformes, Polyodontidae. Gene Ontology annotation, cellular component: lamellipodium.